Molecule: messenger RNA, 270 nt
Organism: Arabis nemorensis
Lineage: Eukaryota; Viridiplantae; Streptophyta; Magnoliopsida; Brassicales; Brassicaceae
Source: the annotation of a GenBank genome assembly
AUGGAGCUUGUUACGCUCCUACAGGGCAAGGAGCCCCCGAUUUUGGCCGAAGAGAUGAAGAACCUCAAAGAUCGCGGAGUGAAGUAUGCUAGGGCGUAUAAGAGUUUUGAUAGUGCCGCUGCUGCUUUGAAGGCAGAGUUAAGGAUUCAGGACAUUACUGACGAGUUUACCGCUAGCAAGCCGAUCGAGCUCUCCCCGGCUAGAGUCGGGGUUCGCGACCAGUUUGGGUCAAAUGAGGAUAAUCUGGAUCUUCCAGAGCUAAGUUCAUAG